Molecule: messenger RNA, 4267 nt
Organism: Cricetulus griseus (Chinese hamster)
Lineage: Eukaryota; Metazoa; Chordata; Mammalia; Rodentia; Cricetidae
Source: RefSeq, a predicted model, not a curated record
CACGGUGUCCAGGGAGCUGCUGACCGCAGGGAGCCAGGAUUCAGGAAGUAUCUGGGACCAGUUGCUUAUCAGCUCUAAGCCUCAUCCCAGGAAGACCUCUACUCUUCAAACAGUUCGGAUGCAGAGGAGCCCUUUGUUAGACCAAGUUCAGGCCUUUCUCCCACAAAUGGCCCAGGCAAAUGAAAAGCUACGUAAGGAAAUGGCAGUUGCUCCAGUUGAUCGCUUCAAUAUUGAAAAUAUUGAUGGGACAUCCGGAAACAUCAUACAGAUGGAUGUGGCCUUAUUUGAGAUGAAUCAGUCAGAUUCAAAAGAAGAGGAGAGCUCAGAAGAGAGCUCACAGGAUGGGUCUGAGAACAGUGCAGAGUCUGAAGAUGAAGACUGCAUCCCCUCUGAAGUCACCAUAGACAACAUAAAGCUUCCACAUGCAGAAGGUGGCAGAGGCAAGAUUGAGGUUUUAGACAGUCCGGCAAGUAAAAAAAAGAAGCAGUGAGAUAGACCAAUGAAAAGAGGCAGGUGCUCUCCACCUGUGACUUGUGGGGGAAGGUGGUUCCUGGGGUGAUGGGCUUCAGGGUCCCUGUGGUACCCUUUAAGUGUCAAAACGAAAACUUCAUUAAUCUGGGCAUCUUCUAAAUAGAAAGUGACCAGAGCUUGACUGCAGAGAGGGUAGUGCCCUUGGACAUUGAGACAUGAAAUACGGAAGAAGUAACUUGAUUUGUUACAUGCAGGCAUUUGCCCAAGUUGACAUGGUCUGCACAGUGGCCUGCGACUCCGUGAAGCUCAUCUAUUGUGAAGCUAAAAUAAGGCUCUUGGUUACAAAAUUAGGUACCAAGGCAGAUCGCAGUUCCUUGUAAGGGAACUGGGUACUAGAGACCACCCAGGAUAAUGGCACUCUGCCAUUUAAGGUGUGAUAGUGGCUAUAUUUUAUUCAAGGAAAUCAAAGCUGCCUCUUAAAGAUUUGUAAGGUGCAGCAUUCAAGUCCAGUAAGGGCAGACUGAUCUUUGCUCUUACUGUAAAGAGGUUUAGUGUUUACAAAUCUAUAUCUGUGCUAUAUCACUGUGUUGCUGUAUGAAUAUGAAUUCAUGUAAACAUUUCCUUCAAAUUGUAAUGGUACUGACACCUUAUAGGAUGACUCCAUUUCUCCAGUUGGUUAUCUUACAGUGGUGGGUGGCUUGAGUAGCUGUUCUGCCUCACCAGUCAGGAUUGUUUUAUCAGGGCUAGCAAGUGCCAGAGGUGGGAGGGUGAGCCAUGCCUCCAGGAGGCUACUUGAGUAUAUGAACCAUGCCCCUGUUACCUGGAGGACAUGGUAACAGCGCUCUCGCACUUAUCCCAGUGGUUUGACAUCCUGUGUGUUGAAGCUUACAUCCUUGCUGCCUCUAAGCCAGGGUCUCUGGUUGGUCCUCCUGGCAGCUGCUCCUCCACAGUAAGACAGGUUAGGGUAUUAGGCCUGGACCUAGUUUCCUACCCUCCGGCUCUUACACCUUCCUGCACCUUCUUCCUCCUUAGUCCCUGAGCCUUAGAAAGAAGUAUUAUGCCACACAAGAGGAAAGACUGCAGCUGUGGAUGCAUACUCCUAAAGUGAUACAGGCUGUCAGUGCUGCUGUGCCAACGCAGGCUGUCAGAAGGGCACACAGCUCCAUGGUACUGACCUAAGCCAGUGGUCAUAAGCAUCCUGCAGGUCUGUGUAAGAAUCAUGUCCUAAUUGGGUUUUCUAGUGCUGCACACAGAUCCUGAGUAUAGCUGUGCAUAUACCCAGGGCCAGUCUGUAGCCUGUCUCUUGACUUAAGAAACAACUGUGGAGGUAUGGUUAAGAACUUGACAAUACUCUUAGCCCCAGGACUUUGCUUAUGUUGCUAAUACAGGGCCCCUGCUUAGGGACUAAAUACAUAAGUAGGUGUUCCUGUGACAAACAUGGUGGCUUCACAUCUUGGUGAGUGCCAAGCUACAGAGCCACAGCUGAGGCAUAACACUAAAGCAUUCUUUUUUUGGGGGGUGGGGUCCUGAGACAGGAUUUCUCUGUGUAGCCCUAGUUGUCCUGGAACUAGCUCUUGUAGACCAGGCUAGCCUCGAACUCAGAGAUCUACCUGCCUCUGCCUCUUGAGUGCUAGGAUUAUAGGUGUGUGUCACUACUGCUGAGCUGAGUAAAGCAUUCUUAUUACCAUGUACAGGACAACAAAGGUCAUAAGUAGUUCUGAAACUGGACAUGCUCCCACCAACAAAGAGACGCUAGGUACUUCAUUUGGGAAGCUUAUACAUAAUCAUACAGGGAAGGCAUGUUGGAGACCGAUACAUUUCUUCCAGAGCAUACUCAGUUAUAGUUGUAGCUCAAAGAGGAAAGGUGACAGAUAGGAGGGAGCAUCCUUGAGGGGAAGCCUACAUUGUGAAGAUGGUUGGGGAAAGUCCUGGGGUGCUCUUAGGCCUGCAUCACAAACACUGGGUGAGUGUCAGUGGCUGCUUUGGGAUAAUGCAAGGCUGGAAAAGGUGGCUGACAGCUCAGAGAGGGAUUUGGAGGAGUUCCCUCAUAAUACAAAUGUUUGCUCUUUAUUGCACCUGUAGUACCCUUUUGAAACUCUUGAGGCAGCCACCAUGCCAAUCGUAGUGUCUGAUUCUGUCUUUUUAGGCACAAUGAGCAUUAAUCAUAUAAAUGCCCAUUUUGGCAUUAGUUUCAAUUUCAUGAUGCCCAGAAGGUAGCGGGUUUAGGCCCGGUUGUAGUUUGCUCUCUACUAGAAGCAAAUGUUUAGAACAGGAGGCAGAGAGUGAGACUGGGCCUGGCUGGGCUUUUGAAAACUCAAAGCCCACCCCCAGUGACACACUUUUUCCAACAAGGCCACACCUCCUAACACUAAACGGUUCCGCCAACUAGGACCCAACAUUGAGAUGUAUAAGGACCAUUCUCAUUUAAACCACAGUAAUUGAUUGGGUAUAUACAUAUUUAGCAAAGCAGUGGUGGUAGUCUUGUCGUUUGGGUAUACCGUUUUAGCCCCAAGUUUCUGACCUGAGUUUAAACAUGAGGAGGCUGGACAUAAAACUGGAAGAAUGACUGUACCUGUGCUGAUUGCAUCACCACUGAACAUGCUGUUCCAUGUGUAACAAGCAGAUGGUGGAAUACUUGGGUUCCUUUGCCAAGGGAGGCUGUAGGAAUGGGCUCCCCCUUGUGGCCUAUCUGGAUAGUAGCCCCUGAUGCUAACCACAGGGAUGGAGCAGUGUAUCCUGGUUUAAGCCCAGGUUGGUCUCCUAAGUCAGAGUAUGUGGCAUCUUCAGAAGUUGGGGAAGACCUCUGGUAUACCUCUGUAUACCUCUGGUAUACACCCAAGUAUAGUGACAAUAGUAGGUACCGUGUAGGGUCUUUUGGGGUCUAUUUCCCUGGCCAACAACUCCUAGGAAGGUAGACCACCACUGGCAUUGGAGUUUUAUUUAACAGCCUUGUGGUUCUGGAAGCACCAUUUAUGCACAUGGGUUGUCAUUUUUUAGGCAUCAGCUGCCACUUAAGUGUUUGUGCCAUCUCUGUAGUCUAAUUUUCUGGCACCUUAGAGACUUGACAAAAAGCUCUCCAACAUCCCUUUUCAGACAUGGUUUUACAAUCAGUAAAGCAGACCCUGCUGGAUCCCCCUGGCUUCAGGGUUUCUCUCUUUGGCAAGCAGUUGCUCCAGUAUUGUGGGUAUUGGGUUUACACCCCACUGUGACAGGUAUAUCACUGAAAUUGUCUGUUCAGGUGGGUUAGGCCUUAGGACCAGUUACAUCGAAGGUAAACAUUAGGGCACUAGGCACACGGUUGUUUAAGCCGUCCCACAGGACUCUUAAGUUGAUUCAAAACUUUGAGGGACAGGGUCAUGUUGGGGGAGUUGGAGAAUAUUGGAGUGCAGGUGAUCAAGGUGGAUUGUAUGAAAUUGUCAAAAAAUAAAUAUUUUUGAAAAAAUAUUUAAAGCAUCUGGUGGCACAUUCUGUAGUCCUAGCAUUCAGGCUGAGACAGGAGGAUUGAGAAUUGAGGCCAGCCUGAGCUGUACAGCAAUACCGAGUCUGCAAGGAGAAAUGGCCAUGGAUCCCCCUUGUGUCCUAAUUUCAUGCCGUCCCAUCAGGUUAUGCAGGGAUGGGCAAUUGGGGGGGGGGUGUUAAUUGGUGCCCCAGAAGUCCAUUGCUGCAAGGCUGCUGCAGGACUUUUGUAGUGACCCUAUCAUACUGGUUAUUCACUAGCUAUUAUGUCUAUCUACAAAACCACAAUGUUGCUCCUAUUUGAAUAAAUGUGUUCUCCAUCUUCCCCACCCUCUCAGUA